Molecule: messenger RNA, 1654 nt
Organism: Vanessa atalanta (red admiral)
Lineage: Eukaryota; Metazoa; Arthropoda; Insecta; Lepidoptera; Nymphalidae
Exons: 2
Coding region: 511-1545 (344 amino acids)
Source: RefSeq, a predicted model, not a curated record
UCAAUUUACAUAUUAUGCAAAUUAGAUAUCUAAACAUAUAAAUCAAAACAGACUAGAUUGAUGAUUGCUAUAACAAUGUAAUAGUGUCUAGUAUUUUUGGGGUUUCGAUCAGUGAUAAAGAUUAAAGAGUGACUGGAGCUACAGUAACAUUGGUACUUGUGCCAAGCAAUGCAUCCAACUCCGACAUAGUACAAGGAGAUAUUGCUUUAUGCAUCGGUGUUAGUUUAAUUUGUUAUAGUUACACCUAUUGAAACAAUAACUUCUAUGUACCCAUAUAUAGCGUGUACUAGGUGCAAGAUAUAUUGAAAAUAAAUAAUUUUAUCGUACCGUAAGUAAACAGCAUUUCAAAUAACAGCAUUCAGUGCUAACAGUGAUAAAUUUAUUUUUAAAAAACCAGGAGACUUUCAAAAUAGUGUAAAUUAAUUUGGAAAAGAACGCCUGCCUAAAUUCAAAGAAAGGCUAAAUCAACGAUAAAACACUCAGAGCUAACCGUUACUAACUGAUUAUAAAAUGAAGUGCGCUGGUUGUUUUAACAACAUCAUUGAAGCCACGUCUAUUGGAUGUAGUGUUCCAAUAUGUGAGAGACGUUUUUGCAACGAUUGUAUCAGUAUAAACUCUUCAACAAGUGAGCGUAGGAAUCAGUGGCUUUGUCCCGAAUGCAGUUCACUGGAGAAUAAUACAGAUGAGUCGACUCUAUCAAGACCAAACAUCGACAGCCACAAUAUUUCUCUUCUUAACAUAACAGAGACUAUGCCACUACUGCCAACACUGGCCAGUGUUGGCGGUAGUUCGGAGACAUUUGAUGUACAAAACCUCUUGACAGAAGUAAGGUUGCUCACAAAGGAGAUAAAUCGUUGCCAUGAAAGAAUCGAUCUUUUGGAGGCUACUGUAAUAUCUAAUGAGUCGCACAUAUAUACUACUGAGAGCCAAGAGAACGAGGGAGAGAACAACGAAAUGGAAUUCCUCAAAUGCACCAUAAGUGAAUUACAGGUGAGAAUGAAUGCGCAGGCAGUAAACCAUCUUAAGAAGGAAAUUGAACUCUGCGGCAUCCCGGAAUUACCAAGUGAAAAUGCAACCCAAAUAACGUUGCAUUUGGCGCAGGAAAUCGGUGUAGAAUUAUCAGAUCAAGAUAUAGACUGGACAACUCGAGCAGGACCGCGUAUUUUACCUUCAGACAAAUCCACGGGAAAUGCCAGAAAACACUCCCGUCCCAUAGUUGUGCGCUUAUUACGGCGCUCUAAACGGGAUGAAAUAAUAAAAGCAUCCAAAACACGACGAAAUAUCACAAGCAGUGAUUUGGGCUUACCUGGACCGGCACAAAAAGUUUUCAUAAAUGAGCGACUUACGCAAUUAAACAGGCUAUUCUUUCGUGAGUGCCGAACACAAUCGAAACGCGUGGGAUAUAAUUUCUGUUGGUGCAAUAACGGAAUAAUAUAUGUUAGAGAACGUGAAGGGAAAGCUGCUAUUGUUGUCCAGAGUUACGAAGAUCUUGAACGACUUAUCAAUAAAAAGAAAAAUACAGCAGACGAUACGUCAACUCCAUAAACUUUUAUGUAGGUAAAACUUUUACAAUAUUUCUAAGAUGUUUUUAGCGAUAAUAUAUACUAUUGCAAAUUGCAAUUGCAAAUAAACACUAAUUGUAAUUUAAAAUACA